Molecule: messenger RNA, 2048 nt
Organism: Aphanomyces astaci
Lineage: Eukaryota; Oomycota; Saprolegniomycetes; Saprolegniales; Verrucalvaceae
Exons: 9
Coding region: 1-1668 (555 amino acids)
Source: RefSeq, a predicted model, not a curated record
AUGUCAUCGACGGUAGCCGCCGUUCGCUUUUCCAAGGAAGAGUGCAGAUGCAGCCACCCGUUGUUCAGCUACAAGUACCUUCGGACCCAUCGCGCAGGCAGCAUCAAGCUCCUUCGGUGUUUUCCGCACUGCUGCCCCGACCAUUCGUCCACGUCGUUUUGCGCGACGUCCAUCGAUCUCGUGUGUAGCCAUCAUGGCGCGAGUGGCAUCGAAGGGGGUGUGGCCUUCCUCCGCAUGCAAUCCAGAGGCGACCCCGUGCUCCCAGUCGGCGCCAUCGUGGCCGCCAGCGACGUGCUGAGCGACGUCCGGUCCCACGACAACCUCCGGGGCGACUGGGUGCCGAGUGUGUAUUGUUACUAUAACGAGGCCACACACGAAAUGGUGUACCAGUUCAACCAGGCCACUGGCUUUGGCUGGCAUUAUGGGUGGGUUGGCACAGCCAAGACGUCGCAUCGGUCCACGCAGCACGUGCUGAUCGGCUACCUCUUCCGCCACGUUGCCACGUCAUCGCAGGAACCCAAGUUUUGUGUCGUGGCCAGUACCUCAUCGCCUCCGUUUCUCGUCAUGUCGUACCGCCGGGCGUGUGCGUUUUGCCAGAAACUUCGAACCGUGUCACAGAUUCACUGUACGUGCGAAGGCGACUUGAACCUCCGACGCGCGAAACCCCUCCAUUUCACCCCCCUCGCCGCCCAUCUCCGGUUGCCCGUUGUUUCGCCGUCGCUAGUAGUACUAGCACCAUCUCCAGAGACCAUGGAAGCCCGCCUGCAUGCAGUGUAUACACUUCUGUCUCGCCCGUCCGUCCGUGCUUUUGCCCCAUAUGCAGAGCUCGUCCACCGCCUCCUUCAUACCCAGCUCAAGUCUAUUUUAAGUCUAGAAAAGGACUUGGUCUUAUUCCAUUGGUUCCCACUCCAGCCAGAGCCAGCCCCAUCAGAACCCCCCCUGGCAUCUAUGGCCCCGUUGCUGGAAGGGGUGGUGCUGGGACUGUUUACUGCCAGCCAAUCAAAAUGGAGAGAGGAAGCAGCGGCCAACUUGCUGGACCGGCAGGCGUUGUACCAGGGGUACACUGCGUGGCUCCGUCAUAUGUACGACGCCAUCGGAGGACAUUUGGGUCGAGUGACUUGGGCCGAACUGGUGAACCAAUCACAACAGACCAUUCCAAGUCACUCGUCUGGCUGCUUUGAGUACUUUGUCGCACAGAUGCGCGAAGUGUUCAUGGCAGUCGAGCCUUACCAACUCAAAGAACGCCGUCCAGAUUGCUCUUUGAACCUUGUCUCAGAUCGGUCGUUUCAGGGCAGUUGGAUCUACGACCCUCCCCCUUCCACGGGUUAUUUGCCCCUGAGUCACUCGAUGGUUUGUCCUGGUUUCGACUUGUCCUUGGCCAGUUUAUUGCGCAGUCUCACCAUGAGCUACAGUGUCACACUCACCCUCGGCCCAUCCAGCUUCUAUGUAUGUAGUACACGCCCUUCUGCGAUGAUGUGGUUUACAGUCUCUAUAUAUAUAUAUUGGACGAAUAAUCCUGUAUAUACUGUAUUACCAGAUCUCGUCGCAUCUGUCGUUAUGGCCAGCCAAACCCGCCGAGUUUAUCGUCGACGGGAUGGCUCACAUAUGUCGAGUAUUUCCAAACGGAGAAAGCUCCAUGUCCGACCUCCACGGGUUCGUUCUGGGUGAUUACACGGCCAGUUGCACCCCCCACUCGAUCCGCCUCUGUCUCUUCAGCUGGCCAACCCUCAGCUCCAGCCCCCCCACAGCUAGCUACCGCCUGACUCUCCAUGCGAUUUCCCCCGUCUCCAGUCAAGAUGCGUUGCAAGUGACUGUGCUUUUGACAGCGUCACACGUUCCCAAUCGCCUCCUCCGGUCCCAUAUCGACCUCAUGGACAUGACUGCAUCGGAAAGGAUCGGCUUGUUCGCGUCCACUUGGAUCGACCAAUCAAAUCCACUGGCGGCCUUUGAUAUGCGCUAUCGACGACGUCGACAAGAAGAAGAUGACGAGCAGCAGACCCGUAGCUAAUCAUAAGACUAGGUUGAGUGCAAUUAACUACCUACCCUCC